Molecule: messenger RNA, 300 nt
Organism: Talaromyces proteolyticus
Lineage: Eukaryota; Fungi; Ascomycota; Eurotiomycetes; Eurotiales; Trichocomaceae
Exons: 1
Coding region: 1-300 (99 amino acids)
Source: RefSeq, a predicted model, not a curated record
AUGGCGGACAUCUUUCGAGAUUCGACAUGUAGCCAAAUAUUGGGAGUGCUCUUCAAGGGACGCCUACUCUACGUCGACGAGCGACAAUAUUGCCAAGUCCCUUCGUUCGAAGAAAAGCCCUCGGAGAGAGUCAGUCAUGGUGAUAUCUCUACAAGUGGUGCAGAGAGAGGGAGUGAAUCAAGCGAGACUCAAGUGCUGCCGAAAAUAGCAGUUGUUGGCUGGUACGGCAGUGAUGAUCCAGACAAUCCACAGAAUUGGAGAAUUGGCCCACCCGGAAAGAGGUCUUUGUUUUCGCUUUAA